Molecule: messenger RNA, 974 nt
Organism: Emys orbicularis (European pond turtle)
Lineage: Eukaryota; Metazoa; Chordata; Testudines; Emydidae
Gene: MZT1
Product: mitotic spindle organizing protein 1
Exons: 4
Coding region: 38-256 (72 amino acids)
Biological process (GO): gamma-tubulin complex localization; microtubule nucleation by interphase microtubule organizing center; mitotic spindle assembly
Cellular component (GO): gamma-tubulin ring complex; interphase microtubule organizing center; spindle
Source: RefSeq, a predicted model, not a curated record
GGGUUAGAGGUCUCGCGCUGAGUAGUCUUCUGUCGCCAUGGCGAGCGGCGCAGCCAAUUUAAACGCGGUGAGAGAGACGAUGGAUGUUCUGCUUGAGAUUUCAAGAAUAUUAAACACUGGUUUGGAUAUGGAAACUCUGUCUAUUUGUGUGCGGUUGUGUGAGCAAGGUAUAAAUCCAGAGGCCUUAUCCUCAGUAAUUAAAGAGCUACGCAAGGCUACAGAAGCGCUAAAGGCUGCUGAAAAUAUGACAAGUUGACUUCAUGGGAGAAGAUAUCUCGAUGAGAUACAUGUCGAGCUAGCAAAGGGUUUGAAGACUGGCUGCUAUUCAGAAAUAUAGAAUGAAGUUACUGUUGUCUACAGACUCGAGAAGAUAACACUAUAUUGACUUACAUUUGGAAAGCUAUCUUUGCAGCCUGGAGACAGAAAAACCUUUUUUUUUUUAAAUGGAAUCUUAGAUUCUGUAUAAUCUGAGUAGGACAUGAGGACCACAGAAAUUCAUCAAGCAGGCCUAAUGGUUGACACCCCUAUUAUAGACAAUAUGUAAAAUAUGAGUUCAUUUUAAUAGUGAUUUGCAUCAUUUUAUGUUUAUUUUGCUACCUGGUAACAUGUUCUUUUUGGUUUGCUGUUUUACAUAUAUGAAAUAAAACACUUUAGUAUCAAACCUGGGAAAUUUAACUUUAGUGAUGUAUGCUAAUUAUCAUGGUACAUUAGUGGCACCAUAGUGAAAGUUGACACAGAAAGUUCAUUUUAAUUAAUUAGAGCUUUUCUGACUUGAAUAUUUGUGGGGGAGAAUAAUGAAAAUUUUAAACGUGAACAUGUUUGAAUUGUUUAAAGUAUUUUUGGUUCCCAAUGUAAAAUUGUACUUUCAAAACACAGUUUUUCAUAUUUUUACAGUGUAUUGGGUUUUUUGUAAUGUUUUUAGUGAUGAGUGGCAAGAAGAAAGUUUAAAAAUGCACAGCUGAACAUUGGGGGGG